AUGCGAAAAGUCGCGGCCUCCAAAGCUUGCUCUGCCUUCUCCUUCGCUUGCUCUGCCUUCUCCUUCGCCGUCUCGCCUGUCUCCGCCACCUUCUCCUUCGCCGUCUCGCCUGUAUCCGCCACCUUCUCCUUAGUCUCCUCUUUCUUCCCCGUCAGAAAUUCCACCGCCCUCUUGGCGGCCCCAGCCGCCGUGUCCUUCAGCUCCGCCAUCUUCCCCACCGCCACAUCCUUUCCCUCCGCCGCCUUCUCCGACGUUCGUGUCCUUCGCUUGCUUGGCCUUCUCGGCGGUUGUGUCCUUGGCUUGCUUGGCCUUCUCUGCGGCCGUGUCUUUGUACUCACUGGCUUUUCCGGCGACGGUGUCCUUCGUCUCCGCCGCCUUUUGGGCGGCCGUCUCCUUGGCUUGCUUUGCCUUCUCGGCGGCCGUGUCCUUGUACUCGCUGGCUUUUCCGGCGACGGUGUCUUUCGUCUCCGCCGCCUUCUGGGCGGCCGUGUCCUUGGCUUGUUUGGCCUUCUCGGCGGCCGUAUCCUUGUACUCGCCGGCUUUUCCGGCGACGGUGUCCUUCGUUUCCGCCGCCUUCUCUUUAGUGUAUCCGGCGUACUCACCGGCCUUUCCGGCGGCGGUGUCCCUGGCCUCGUCGGGUUUCUCCGCCGUGUAGUCUGCGGCGUCGUGGGAUUUGCCCAAGACGGCGUCCUUGGCGCCCUGAACGGUGCGGAUUAUGCUGCCGAUAACUCCCGGCUGGGGCUCGGCGCCCUCGACGGCCACGGCCUCUCGCUCCUUCCUCUCACGGUUGGCCUGGCUGAGCUCGUCGGCAGCGGCUCUGGCGGCGGCCUCGGCCCUCUCUUCCUUAGAUGGGAUUUGCAGGGAAGGAGAGAUGAGUAUAUAAAGACGGUUCGUCUGAGAGCGUGGGAUGACACGUGUUAG
Messenger RNA from Striga asiatica, 921 nucleotides. The record is from the annotation of a GenBank genome assembly. NCBI's taxonomy places the organism in Eukaryota, Viridiplantae, Streptophyta, Magnoliopsida, Lamiales, Orobanchaceae.